Messenger RNA from Indicator indicator, 1223 nucleotides. RefSeq names its product NDRG family member 3 (gene NDRG3). Gene Ontology annotation, cellular component: cytoplasm. The coding region runs from base 1 to 1125 and encodes 374 amino acids. Gene Ontology annotation, biological process: signal transduction. The transcript has 15 exons. The record is from RefSeq and is a predicted model, not a curated record. Lineage: Eukaryota; Metazoa; Chordata; Aves; Piciformes; Indicatoridae.
AUGGAUGAGCUGCAGGAUGUUCAGCUGACAGAGAUCAAACCACUCCUCAACGAUAAGAACGCAGCUCGCAACUUCCAGGACUUCGACUGUCAGGAACAUGACAUUGAGACCGCUUUCGGAGUGGUGCAUGUCACCAUGCGGGGCACAGCCAAGUGGAACAGACCUGUCAUCCUUACAUACCAUGACAUUGGCCUCAACCACAAAUCCUGUUUCAAUGCAUUCUUUAACUUUGAAGAUAUGCAAGAGAUCACUCAGCACUUUGCUGUGUGCCACGUGGAUGCACCAGGCCAGCAGGAAGGAGCCCCCCCCUUUCCCUCUGGGUACCAGUAUCCCAGUAUGGAUGAACUGGCUGAGAUGCUGCCUGCUGUUCUGAUGCACCUGAACCUGAAGAGCUUCAUUGGGAUUGGAUUGGGAGCUGGUGCUUACAUCCUCAGCAGGUGUGCACUCAGCCACCCCGACCUGGUGGAGGGACUGGUUCUCAUUAACAUUGACCCAUGCGCCAAGGGCUGGAUCGACUGGGCAGCAUCCAAGUUUUCAGGCUGGACAACCAACAUAGUGGACAUUGUCCUCGCACAUCAUUUUGGCCAUGAGGAGCUGCAGGCAAACCUAGAUCUGAUCCAGACAUACAGACUGCACAUCGCACAGGACAUCAACCAGGACAACCUGCAGCUCUUCCUCACCUCAUACAACAGCCGUAGAGACCUGGAAAUUGAGAGACCAGUCCUUGGCAUCAACGAAAACACUGCAAAAACACUCAAGUGCCCUGUCUUGCUAGUGGUUGGUGACAACUCCCCUGCAGUGGAAGCAGUGGUGGAAUGCAAUUCACGUCUUGACCCAACCAAAACCACCCUCCUGAAGAUGGCUGACUGCGGGGGCCUGCCACAGGUGGUUCAGCCUGGCAAGCUGACUGAAGCCUUCAAGUACUUUGUGCAGGGAAUGGGCUACAUGCCCGCAGCCACCAUGACCAGGCUGAUGCGCUCCCGCACCCACUCCUCCUCCAGUGUCGGCUCUGGCGAGAGCGGCCGCAGCCGGUCCCAUACCAGCAACCAUGGGGAUGGAAGUGCUGGGACCCCAGAAGGAAUCGACCUCCAGGAUGCAUCUCAAACCAUGGAAGUAUCCUGUUAGGCAGGAGCCCCUCCUCUGGAUUCAGACAGCUCCACUCACCCUCACCAACCCCACUCUGAAUCUAGCAUUUCAACCAUGGCAUUAACUGUUCUCUCUAA